Molecule: messenger RNA, 905 nt
Organism: Trametes versicolor FP-101664 SS1
Lineage: Eukaryota; Fungi; Basidiomycota; Agaricomycetes; Polyporales; Polyporaceae
Exons: 2
Source: RefSeq, a predicted model, not a curated record
GUAUCUCGAAGCUCCCGGAGGGACUUCAAGCUUCAAGUCUCGCCGGGUGGCUCUCGAUGCCUCUCAAGUUCCUCUCGAUUUCGCGACGACGCGGCGACUCCGCCACGUCUUGUCACUCUCACACGUUAACCCAGAUUUUCUGCGAGCCUUGUACGCGCUUGGGGCGGCCUGCAACGUCUCUAAUAUGCUCAAGCUCUGAACUUGCGUCCCCAGCCUAUCCUCAGACUCUCCCUGCUUCCUUUCUCGGUACCGGGACGACGACGCGCUACAGCACGGCCUUGCUCGUCUGCUGAGUACUAUACGACUCUCCACGCACGAUACGCGCGAUUCCGGCGUCCCGGGUGUCCCGCGAAGCGCUCCGUAAUGCUCCAACAGCAUGGGCCAGUCCCAGGCUCUUCCCCUCUCGAUUUCGCAACAGCGCGGCGAUGCCGCCUCGUCCAGAAGGAAGUUAUGGGUUGGCCCGGGAGAAGACUCCCUGCACACGCGCUUUCGGCGCUGCGUGCCCUCUACAACGCGCCCGAGCAUCGGAUUUUGCCUCCGCGGCCAGUCCCUGGAGGCCGCCGACGUUCCCCCUCGCGAUUUCACGGCGGCGCGAUCACGCAGCCACCUGCCGCCGCUCUCCCUUGUACGACACGACUCUCAGCCACACGUGCGCGCAAAUCCGGCUCUCAACGGCUCCUGCGAACGGCUCAGCGCCGGACUCGGCUCCAAUAGCCAAUCCCCGCGCUCUCAACACUUCCCCUCGCGAUUCCGCCACAUCGCGACCACACAGCCACGUCGGAACGGAUGGUACGGCACGGUCAGACACUUGGGUACGUACGUGCGCCGUCCCUAGGCUAUACGACCUCUGCGGCACUCUGGAGCUCCAGAUCUCGCUCCCACGGCCAUCUCUGGGCCGCUCGCUG